AUAUGGACGUUUCUCUUGUUCAACAAAACUUGUUUUUCCCCUUGAAGUUCUAAACCAAAGUUCUAUUCGUUCUAUUCUAAAUAGAUCUAUAAAAAAUCACAUGUUCAACUAUUAAAUUAAAUAUACAAUUUCUUUGAAUUGGUGUUCAAAUCUUUGUUGACAACUUGGGGUCGUGCUAGUGCUAAGGAAAAAAUAUCGACAUCCUUGUUGAUGCUGAAAAAGAAUCAAAAAAUUGGUGUUCAAAUUUGAUUCUUCCUCUCUAAAUCUGGCUCAAGUACUUGGAUUUUCUACUACAAUUUUAAUUUACCCAUGCUUUUAAGGGAAUAGAGUUGUUCCAGGUUGAUGUUCGAGAUAUCGGGGCAGAUUGUGAGGAUUUCACAGAGACGUUCGGGGCUGGUGCUAUGAUGAUCGUAAGCUUACUAGCUGAUAAAGUAGCUCUGUCCCCUAAGGUUGUCAAAAGCUUGAUCCUUUCCAUAGCCGAAGCAGCUCGAGCAGAUGCUAGAGAUUCUACGGACAUGCAGUGGUGCCGUAUGUCUUUGAUGACCCUAAUCACUGUUGUCCAGUUGCAAUCUGUUGAAUUUAUCCCCAAGAAGAUUGUUGAUAUCCUUAAGGACAUCAGGGAUAUUUCAGGACUUUUAAGAGAAUUGGUAGAGGAGUUCAACACCGAGAAAUUUCUAGCCUUGUUUUGGACUCUCUUGUUGAGUACAGGUGGGAAUGGCUGCUUUACCUGUUGAGGAGUUUCACUAUUUGCUAGACCCAUUGACUUUAAUGUUUUAUGUUUUGUAGUUGUUAUGAUGAUCUCUACAAUGGGACUCUAUUGUCCAUAGUAGAGAUGGUUCCCUUAAAAGACUUUGUAGCUCGUGUAGUCUCAAUAAUGUAAAGUACUAUCAGAUGGAUAACUUGCCGUAAGAUUUCAAUCCUCAUCAAAGCUGAAUCUAAUUUGACCCACUUAGUUUAUGAUUCAAAUUGAAUUAAGAUACGUGAAAGGAAAAAUCAGGAUGAAUAAGACAUGUUUUUGCAGAUUUGUAAGUAUCACUUAUCACAAUUAGUUGACAUCUCAGUAAUUUACUAACAUUUUAUUUUCGAGUUAAUUUUUUUUCUAUGGGAA
Molecule: messenger RNA, 1108 nt
Organism: Lycium barbarum (goji berry)
Lineage: Eukaryota; Viridiplantae; Streptophyta; Magnoliopsida; Solanales; Solanaceae
Exons: 5
Coding region: 402-734 (110 amino acids)
Biological process (GO): positive regulation of transcription by RNA polymerase I; maturation of SSU-rRNA from tricistronic rRNA transcript (SSU-rRNA, 5.8S rRNA, LSU-rRNA)
Cellular component (GO): small-subunit processome; t-UTP complex; 90S preribosome
Molecular function (GO): snoRNA binding
Source: RefSeq, a predicted model, not a curated record